UUCUGUGUGAGCUUUACCUAACUUUUUUUAAAAAGUGCAGAAUUGGAAAUAAAUAAUAUAAAUAAGUAGUUAACGUUAAUUCCUAAUUCUCGUUUAGAUAUCUAGUUCUAUUUACUGUUGAAUGAAAUCCACAUUCGAGAUUAAUUUUGAAGAGUUAAGAUUCAUGUUGACGAGACUGUGUACCAUUGAAAAUGGAUGAAUGUUUUAACUUUACUUGGGAAAAUUCAACGAAUGUUGUAAAAGAUGAGGUAAUCAUAGAUAGUUCGGAAACUACGGGGCUUUCUGAAGAAUACGAAAUACUGGACUUCAUACCUCAAGACUGUGAAGCAGAUAAAGUUAUUACAGAAGAACAAGUAUCAAUUCAUGAUAAUGUUGCUGUAGAUAUGAUGGAGAAUACGCUAACCGAUGAAGUAGUAAUAGAGCAAUGGGAUGGAAGUGUUGCUGAAGAAGUUGUUGGUUCCGAACAGGAUAAUAUAGGAGAUGUAGAUAUUCCGCUUCCAACAAAUCAAGAUGAAUAUAUUGCUUCAAGGCCUUAUCCGUGUGAUUUUUGUAGCAGAAGAUUCAGGAAAAAAGUUAAUCUCAUAAAUCAUAUGGCUGCUCAUCAGAGGUCCCAUAGAUACUAUGAAUGUUUCGUAUGUGGAAUAAGGUUUAUAAAUAAUAGCGAUUUAUUGGACCAUCAAAAAAAUCAUGAUGAUCCUAUGGAACCGGGAACACUUAGGAAGAAAGUGGAUCAUAAAAAGUCAUUUGUCUGUCAGCUUUGUGGAGUGGGAUUUUCCAGGGAGAAAGCAUUGACAUCUCAUGUCCGGAUACAUGAGGGAGACUCACCAUUAGCAUGCAAAAAAUGCAAUCGAACAUUUUGGGACAUGAGUUCCAUGGAGGAACAUUGGAAAAUGAUUCACAGCAAUAUAUAUGAUAUUCAUGGAACUAGUUCUAAGCAAGAUGGCAGAUAUGGUAAUUACUCCUGUAGUAUCUGUGGAAUAUCUUUUUAUCGACAAGAUGAUUUAAAGAGACAUCACCAAAGUCAUGCUGAGGAAGAAAACAAUGACUCGCAAUCGGUACAUUUAUGUAACCUCUGUGGUGAAUCAUUUAUCAAUUCUCUGGAUCUUCUAUCCCAUACAGAUGAGGUUCAUAGUGAUGGAUUUGAGUACCGUUGCAUGAUGUGUGGGGAGAGCUUCAUAGAUGAAGACUUACGUUCAGAACACGUUCGAGAACACCAUCCUGAAAUUGAGGUUUUGCAUUGCAAGACCAAAGAGAAAUUUAAGAGAAACGUGAGAUCUCGUCGAAACAGAUAUCAUGGCCACGAUGAAGAAUAUUCAAAUGGUAAUGUUAAAUCUUCUGAUCAGCAGUUCUCCUGUUCAGAAUGUGGAAAGAAAUUUACUACCAGAAGCUCGCAACAAAUUCAUAUGCGAAUACAUACAGGUGAACGACCUUAUGGUUGUAGUUUUUGUCACAAGGCAUUCACCGAUGGUGGGACCCUCAGGAAACACGAAAGAAUUCAUACCGGUGAGAAACCAUAUGCGUGUGUAAUUUGUCCUAAAGCUUUCAAUCAAAGAGUUGUUUUGAGAGAACAUAUAAGAUCGCAUCAUUCUGGACCUGAUCCAAAAUAUUCAAAUACUUACUGUUGCUCUGUGUGUCCGAACAUGUUUGGUACUUCCCAAGAACUUAUAGUGCAUCUCAUUGAACAUUGCGAUACCAAUACCGCGAUGAAGAGGCCACCCAGAAUUGGUCCAAGAAAAUACACGCGUCGUAGAAAAUUAAAACCUUAUGAGGAAGAUGCACUUUGUUUCGAUGUUCAGGAAGAAGAGUCCGAAGAAGAGGUACAACUACCACAGAGCGGAAUACCACCAAAAUAUGAAAUAGACAUGGAUGUUAGAUGGACGAAGAAAAUGAAAAAUGAAUCUCCACAGCAGGCGUUCAUGCAGUAUGAGGAAUACAGUGAUAAAGAAACCGUUUCUCCCCCAACUUCAGUUCAGGAAUCACCUUGUACUUUUUCUGAAACAAAUCCCACUUAUUCGGAAACACAUUAUAUGAUGGAACCUAGGGAAGAGUCGAAAAAUUACACCUCGGCAAAUAAAUCAAGAGCGAAAAUGAUUCACACAGAGAAAAAACGAAAAAAUAUUGAACCCCCUGUAAUUAAACAAAAGCAGCGAAAAACACAUUAUUACAUGAAAAGCUCUUACAUAGAAUCGUCCGCAAGAGGAGAUGGUAGUAUAAAAUCGAGGACGAAAAAUGUUAGUCAUCUUAUUACGGUUCCUGAUAAGCCACCAAUCGCUAAAUUCGAUGAAGAUGUGAAUGCCGCUGAUAAUCUACUGAAACUGUGUGAGCCUUUUGAGAAAGAGAACAAUGAGCUAUUCAACUCAUAUAAAAUGGAAACACCGGAAGUGGCUGUGGAACAAACUAUAGAAUACAAUAACACUGAUGUCUUCAAGGAGGAAAUUGUUACGCGGAGAUCUUCGAGGAAGACUAAAGGUUUAUCUUCACGCAAUCGUUUUAUUGAUGGCGAUAACGAGGAAGAAUCUACUUCGAGAAAGAAAAAAAGGGGAAAACAUGCAAGGGAUAGAAGUCUAGAUGAAUCCAUUACCAAACAGGAAUUUGAACAGUGCGAAGAACAAGUAGUUUAUGAAACGCCUGAAUACUAUGCAAUUUCCGAGGGUAAUACCAAUGUUGAAGAAACUCAAGAAACAAUUUUAGAACCAGUGACUAAUAAUAUGGAACAAAAUAUUGAUCCUCUCCUUGAGUUUGCGGAAAUUUCUAUGCAACAUGCGAAGAGCCUUUUCCAAUGUGAAAUGUGUAGCGCAGUCUUUUUAGAAAGAUCUCAGUUAUUAGCUCAUGUGCGUAUUCAUAUAUGAUUUCAAAAAGAAAUUGAACAAAAACUAUGUAAUUUUAUGUUUAUUUUUAUUUAUUCUGGACAUCGUAUAUUUGGAAUGAUCAUAUUUUUUAUUAUUAAAUUAUUUUUGAGGUUCUUGACAUUUUAGGGUUUCAAAGAUUUUUUCUCAUUAUAUUCAAAAUAUAUCGAUAGAUUGGUGUGUACCUUUUUAUACUAAAAUAUACUUUUAUUCAAAAAAAUUUAAGCAUUGAUAAUAUCUUUUAAUUAAAUCCAUCUGAUUUUUUAUUUCUAGUUGAAUUUGUUGUUCCCAUUCUAGAAUAAGUACAUGAUAAAAUAAGGAGAAAUAUUUUCAUUGAAGUAGCAAAUGUCACAAGAUGUAAUUUAAGGAUUGAAAGUGUUUGUGAUAUUUCUUAUUCACCUUUGAAUAUGCUGCUUAUGUAACAUAAUAUUCAUAAUAAAUUGAGGAAA
Coccinella septempunctata (seven-spotted ladybird) is the source of this 3295-nucleotide messenger RNA. RefSeq names its product zinc finger protein 729-like. Gene Ontology annotation, molecular function: DNA-binding transcription factor activity, RNA polymerase II-specific; RNA polymerase II cis-regulatory region sequence-specific DNA binding. The transcript is spliced from 4 exons. The record is from RefSeq and is a predicted model, not a curated record. The coding region runs from base 192 to 2849 and encodes 885 amino acids. Gene Ontology annotation, biological process: regulation of transcription by RNA polymerase II. NCBI's taxonomy places the organism in Eukaryota, Metazoa, Arthropoda, Insecta, Coleoptera, Coccinellidae. Gene Ontology annotation, cellular component: nucleus.